AUGUCCUCCUCCUCCUCUUCAGCAUCGUCCUCAUCAGCAUCACCAUAUCCCUUUGCCACCGCCCCCGACAUCAUCCGCUCUCACCAAAAGGAUGCAUACUUCACCGGCCACCUCACACAGAUCCUGAGCGAUCUGCAUCGUCGCCUUCGCGGUGCCCGUCUCACACACGCCCGCGCACCCGAGAUCCAGACCCUGGCAACGCUCGCCUACUUUGCUCUCACAACAAUUCCCGGGAACCGAACCCUCGGCGAGGAGUAUUGCGAUCUUGUGCAGAUAGAUGCGCGUGAUGGUCAACUUCCUGCUAUCGGCCGUCGCGCAGGCUACGUAGCUGCCAGCAUUCUUCUCCCCUAUAUCGCGGCCCGGAUUCUCCCUGGGCUACGCGCUCGGCUGCGCAACCUUCUACAGCGCCGGUUAGAGAGCCUUCGCAAACGAGAUAACGGUUCGACGACAGGGCGCGAAGCGCGCAUGUGGUCUUACCUAGACCAGCAUCUGGGCUCUUUCACAUCAGGCGCUCCUUUCAAAGCCGUUAUUCUAGCCCUUUUCUACUUCAGCGGUACAUAUUACCAGCUGUCCAAGAGACUUCUUUCCCUGCGAUACGUAUUCACACGUACCGUUCCUGAUACACCCGAUCGUGCAGGAUACGAACUCCUAGGUGUACUGCUUGUCAUUCAACUUGCGGUCCAGGGCUAUACCCAUGUUCGAUCUACAAUUACCGAGUCAGCAGCUCGCGAACGCGCUGCUUUUGGGGCUUCUGAUGAUAUCUCUUUGAACCAUGACGGAGCCUACAAUGGCGAUAACAACCUAUUGCUACCCACAGGGGCUUCAAGCUCAAAGGCUAAAGUCGACAUCUUUGCUGCCACACACACCCCAGCAGCAGCUGUACCACGUAUUCAAUUGACUGAUGACAAGACCAUGGGCUACAUCAAGGGUGGACAACAAAGAAAGUGCACACUGUGCUUGGAAGAGAUGAGAGAUCCCUCCGCAACACAAUGCGGUCAUGUCUUCUGUUGGGAGUGUAUAGGAGACUGGGUGAGGGAAAAACCCGAAUGCCCUUUAUGUCGACGUGAAGCCAUGGCUCAACACAUCUUACCACUACGUGUGAUGUAG
Molecule: messenger RNA, 1107 nt
Organism: Fusarium tjaetaba
Lineage: Eukaryota; Fungi; Ascomycota; Sordariomycetes; Hypocreales; Nectriaceae
Product: C3HC4 zinc-binding integral peroxisomal membrane
Exons: 1
Coding region: 1-1107 (368 amino acids)
Biological process (GO): protein import into peroxisome matrix
Cellular component (GO): peroxisomal membrane
Molecular function (GO): zinc ion binding
Source: RefSeq, a predicted model, not a curated record